Messenger RNA from Emericellopsis cladophorae, 1092 nucleotides. RefSeq names its product Thioredoxin-like protein-like protein. The transcript is spliced from 2 exons. Lineage: Eukaryota; Fungi; Ascomycota; Sordariomycetes; Hypocreales; Bionectriaceae. The record is from RefSeq and is a predicted model, not a curated record. Bases 1 to 1092 code for a protein of 363 amino acids.
AUGGCUGAGAAGCAGGAGGAGACUCUCGUGCAAGACGAGAAGCCCAACCUUGACGCUAGCUCUUUGCCUGGGCCGGCCCCAGCCUCGAAUUCCGAAAAACCAGUCGCCGCGAAGAUCUCCCGCAAGCCAGUCCGGCAGUCCUUUAUCGACAUUGACAAAACAAACCCACGAGAGUUCGAAGGCGAGGUGGAGACGAACAAUGAGCUUCCCUCGCCAGACACACUAAGGGAAAUUGAAGAUUACAUUGUGCUGGAUCGCGAUGGCCGAUCACAUGCUUUCAAGUCACUCUAUAGUGGCAACAACGUCGCACGCAGGGUCAUGGUGAUAUUUAUACGGCACUUCUACUGUGGUAUGUGCCAGGACUACAUACGAACCCUGUCCGAGACAAUCACACCCGACUCCCUUCUCGCUCUGCCUCUGAGCACGUUUAUCGUCAUCGUUGGUUGCGGCGACUCUGCGUUUAUCGACGACUACGCAAAGACCACGAAAUGCCAAUUUCCGAUCUAUUCUGAUCCAAAGCGAUCCCUGUACAAUGCCCUGGGAAUGCAGCAGUCGCUGAAUCUUGGAGGCAAACCAGCGUACAUCAAGCAAUCGCUGCUGCAGUCCACAAUGGCCGGGAUCGCACAGGGACUAAAAGCCAUCCCGUCAGGACUGGUGCUCAAGGCCGGGAACCAGCGGCAGGUGGGCGGUGAAUUUCUGUUCGAACCGGCAGACAUGGUCACCCCUAUCAGCACGCCAAAGGAACAGAAGCAGCAGCCAUUCGGGGCUCCCGACGCUGCUGGCGGCAAUAGCAGGAGCCAGAGCGGCGCGGACGAUGACGAUGAGUUACGCGUGGAGGAGAAGAGGGUAACCUGGUGCCACCGCAUGAAAUCCACCCGGGAUCACUGUGAGAUGCCCGAGCUUAUGGAGGUUCUCGGCAUGAAUGUCAAGCAGCACAACAGCGAGAAGGAAGAAGAGAAAUGGGACAAGGCAUCGAGGAGCAGAAAAGGGACCGGGAGCAGUAUGGCGCGGCAGAUGAGUGAGCUAAGUGCGCUCAACGGGGUUGGACCAGCAGCGGCCUCGCCGGUCGAGGCAGCAAAGCAAAAUGCUUGA